Messenger RNA from Hemicordylus capensis (graceful crag lizard), 2127 nucleotides. RefSeq names its product zinc finger and SCAN domain-containing protein 30-like. The coding region runs from base 418 to 1803 and encodes 461 amino acids. The record is from RefSeq and is a predicted model, not a curated record. NCBI's taxonomy places the organism in Eukaryota, Metazoa, Chordata, Lepidosauria, Squamata, Cordylidae. The transcript has 4 exons. Gene Ontology annotation, molecular function: DNA-binding transcription factor activity, RNA polymerase II-specific; RNA polymerase II cis-regulatory region sequence-specific DNA binding. Gene Ontology annotation, biological process: regulation of transcription by RNA polymerase II.
UUUAAUCUGUACAAAGAAGUGGAAGUCUUUGAGCAAAGACCACUAGUGAAUCUCGGAGAGAGGUGAGGACUGAAAGACAGGCAUGCUUCUCUCCUAGGACUGAACUUGAGCCAGCUGAACUGAAGGAGUGUGAGAAUACACAUUCCCAGAAGAAUCUCUUCACACCAGUCCAGACCACUCUAGCUGAAUCCAUUCUUUAUAGUGCAAUAUUCCUCUGUGAGGUCUACCAACAGGAAGGAGAGACACUUCAGAGGCCUUCCCUUAGAGGUAGGGUUGGAAGGAGUAGGAAAAGCCCUUGGAUCGUCCAUCCUGGACAAUAUCACGGAACUGUUACCAAGAAGAGCAGGAAAAGAGGAUAAACAAGAACCAGGUUCACUUCAGCACCCAGAAGAGCAAUUGGAGGAGUUCCUGAGGAGAAUGGAGUACCUUUACUUAGGCUUAGGAAACCCACUGUUUCCAGAGCAGCCUCUGUGGUGUGUGGAUACAAAGGCCUUUCUGGUCUCCUUUGAGCAAGAGGCUGAAGCUCAACACUGGCCCAAGGAAGAGUGGGUGACCCAACUACUGCCAGCCCUUGGAAAAGAAGCCAAGCUGGCCUUCAGCAGGCUGAGGGCCAGAGACAAAAAAGACUAUGGGAAAGUCAAGGCAGCCAUCUUGGGAUGGGAUGCCAUGUGGCGGGAGAAGCAGCGCCAGCAAUUCCGGUCUUUCUCCUACCCGGAGCGUGAGGGACCAAGAGCAGCCUACCACAGACUCAAAGACCUCUGCUGUCGGUGGCUGAAGAUGGAGACAUGCACCAAGGAGCAAAUCCUGGACUUGCUGGUCCUAGAGCAGUUCAUUAACAUCCUGCCACUGAAUAUCCAUCGCUGGAUUGCAAAAUUUGCACCAGGCAGCUGUUCUGAUGCAGUGGCCUUGGCAGAGGAUUUCCUGCUGAAACAAGAGGUCUGUAGGCAGAAAAAACAGGUGGCUGUGGAGGGAGCUGCAAUUUCCUCCCAGGCAGCACAGGUACCUUCUGACCUCCAGCAACAGCAGCUGUGGGCAGAAACCAAGCAGAAGGAUGACAACCAGGAAGCCAGCCUCCUAGCAGUUAAUGACUGGAAAAGUGAGAAUAAGGAGCCUCUGACUGGGAUAUUUUUGGCACAAGCACCAUUUGAGGGCACACAAGAGAAACCUUUGUGUCCUUAUAAAGUGUCCACAUGGCAGGAAGGAUACCGCACAGAGGAGGAGUGGGAUGCAGCCAUCCCUCCAGAGUAUAGAGUCUUCCUUGAAUACCCAAUCCAACAAGAAAUACAAAGAAAAGAUGGCCAAAACAAGGGCCUUAAUGUUCACUGGCAAAACCCCGCAGAGAAGAAACCAAAAGCACCCCACAGAAAGACCCCACAGAGCAGAAACCUAGAGCUAGGGAAGAGUUUCAGUCAGAAUACCGCUUCUGGCUCGGUCCAGAGAACUUACUCAAGGGAGAAACACUAUGAAUGUCUCGUAUGUAGAAAAAGCUUCCAUUGUCAACGCAGCCUUUCUAAUCACCGAAGAGUUCACACAGUGGGGAAACCUUAUGAAUGCUCUGUAUGUAGGAGGAGAUUAUGUCAAGCAUGUUACCUUAUUAAACAUCAGAGAACACAUACAGGGGACAAACCGCAUGGAACCUCCUGUGGUGGGGAGAGCACCUGUUUGACGUCGAGCACUGGAGACCCUCAAAGCUCCCAAACAGGGGAUGGGCUGGACAAAUGCUUGGAGUGUGGCAAGAGCCUUGGUGACAGAUCAAGCAGUGAGGCACACAAGAGGAGGAAUGCAGCAGAAGAUGCCAAAUAGCUACUCAGAGGGUGGAAAGAGCUUCAGUCGGAGCAUGUGUGCGCACACACACACUUAAUUUUACAUCAAAUUUCAUGCGAGGACCAAAUUCCCAUUUCAACUUUUGAAUGCAAUUUGACCACCUUAGUUAUAGUCGCACGUUCAGUUGCACCUUGAGAAUAAGAAUUGCUUCAAGUGUAGAGUGGAACAGUAGCUGUGGCUGCUUUUUAGAUACACAAUUCCUUUGGUAACUUUGAUCAUGUAAGUUCUGGAAUGUGUCGUGUCCCUCCCCCCACCCCCCACUGCUGAAUCACUAAUAAAGUUGUAUGUUUUUAUUUGCAUGUA